Messenger RNA from Amblyraja radiata (thorny skate), 7024 nucleotides. RefSeq names its product EFR3 homolog A (S. cerevisiae) (gene efr3a). Gene Ontology annotation, biological process: protein localization to plasma membrane. The coding region runs from base 267 to 2783 and encodes 838 amino acids. The record is from RefSeq and is a predicted model, not a curated record. The transcript has 25 exons. Gene Ontology annotation, cellular component: plasma membrane. Lineage: Eukaryota; Metazoa; Chordata; Chondrichthyes; Rajiformes; Rajidae.
AGAGAUGCAUUUUGUAUUCCUGCACAAACCUUUUCUACAAGAUCAAGGUGGAAGGACUCGGUUGGUUGGGUCUGGCCUUGGAACAACAUGAUCCCGAACCAUCCUUCGCACCGAAUCGAUGAACUUCUCAGGUGAUUAAAUGAUUCAUUAGACACCUCAAGUAAGUCUCCUGGAUCGACGGAAGGAGUGCAUGGUUGCCAAGCCCCAGGAUGCCAGCAGGUGCAGUGAAAUCUAAGUCUUAAGUCUGAAGCUGCAGAGUGCACAGGAUGCGAAGGUAUAUUCAGGUACCAAGAGCUGAACCAGAACAAGUCUACAGGUUUAACACUGGGUGGGAACCAAGACCCUUGCUGUCCUGUGGAGUAUGUGGCUGCUGUGGUGCAUUGCGCCCGAGAUACAAACGCCUAGUGGAUAACAUUUUCCCAGAAGAUCCAAAAGAUGGUCUUGUAAAGGCUGACAUGGAGAAGUUGACAUUCUAUGCAGUUUCAGCACCAGAUAAACUGGAUCGGAUAGGAAAGUACCUUGCAGAAAGGCUCAGUCGGGAUGUUAUCAGGCAUAGAUACGGGUAUGUUUUUAUUGCGAUGGAGGCAUUGGACCAGCUGUUGAUGGCUUGCCAUUCCCAAAGCAUUAAUCUGUUUGUUGAGAGCUUUCUUCAAAUGGUAGCCAAGCUACUGGAAUCGGGAGAACCUGAGCUACAAAUCCUUGGAUCCAAUUCGUUUGUCAAGUUUGCAAAUAUUGAGGAAGAUACUGCUUCAUACCAUAGACGCUACGAUUUCUUUGUGUCUCGAUUCAGUGCAAUGUGCCAUUCUUCUAUUGAUGAUCUGGAUACCAAGACUAAGAUCAGGAUUGCAGGCAUUAAGGGUAUUCAAGGAGUCGUACGGAAAACUGUGAAUGAUGAGCUGCAGACUAUAAUCUGGGAGCCUCAACACAUGGAUAAGAUUGUUCCUUCACUUCUUUUCAACAUGCAAACAACAGAUGAGCUUAACAGCAAGAACAAUCCACCAUCACUACCACGAAGUGCUGAUAAAGAUGAGAACCCAGCUACUCUAGCAGAAAGCUGUUUUCGAGAAUUACUGGGCCGCGCAGCCUAUGGUAACAUGAACAAUGCCAUCAGACCUGUACUAGUGCAUUUAGACAACCAUCAACUAUGGGACCCAAAUGCAUUUGCUGUUUCCUGCUUUAAAAUUACAAUGUAUUCAAUACAGGCUCAACAUUCUCAUCAUGUGAUUCAGCAAAUUCUUCGACACCUGGACACUCACAACAAGGAUUCUCCGAGAGUUCGAGCUGGCAUUGUACAGGUCCUUUUAGAGACCAUUACGAUUGCAGCCAAAGGUUCUGUUGGUCCAACUGUUUUAGAAGUAUUUAACACUUUGUUGAAACACUUGCGCCUCAGUGUUGAUUUUGAGUUGUCCAACCUGCUUGCGUCUUCUGGUGCUUUAUCAACAAACAAUGAUGAGAAAGUAGUUCAGGAUGCAAUUAUACAGACCAUUGGUUCUUUUGGGAGCAAUCUUCCAGAUUAUCAAAGAUCAGAAAUAAUUAUGUUCAUUAUGGGAAAGGUACCCACUUCUGAUGCUGGAGCUCUAGAAUUGAGCCACUCUGGGGACCAUGGAAUAAGAACCAUCCAGGUCAAGCUACUGAGAUCGUUACUAAUGGUAACUUCAGGAUACAAGGCCAAAAGUAUAGCAGCUGCACUUCCUUCUCCAUUUUUAGAACCAAUAUUAUCAGUCUCUUUAAUGGAGGACAGUGAACUAAGAUUGCUUGUCCUGCAUAUACUACACAACCUUAUUGAUCGUCAUGAGAACAAAGCAAAAUUCAAAGGAAUGAGAAUCAUCCCUGAUGUUUCAGCGCUGAAGAUAAAAAGAGACAAGAGCUCAAAGCAAGACAUAAGUUUCAUGAAGAAACAAGGACAACAGUUGUACAGACAUAUAUAUGUGGGAUGUAAAGAAGAAGAUAAUGAUCAGAAAAACUUUGAAUCCCUAUUCAUUGCUCUUUUACUCGUUACAAUUGAACUGGCUAAUGACGAAGUAACCAUAGACUUAAUUCGUCUUGCCCUGGCUAUUCAGGAUUUGGCUCUGACCAAUGAAGAUAAUUUGCCCACUUACAACCGCUGUGCUAUUCAGGCUCUUGUGGCUGGGUAUUUAAGCUUCCUGAGUCAGAUGAUCGCAGUGCCAGCUUUUUGUCAGCAUGUAAAUAAGGUGAUUGAAGUAAGAAACAAAGAAGCACCAUAUCUUCUGCCAGAAAAUCUCUCCAGAGAAAAAUUGCCCAAGUCCUUGGAGACACAGGACAAAAGCUGUAUUUUUUUGCAAAACAAGAUUGCUGAUGCACUCGCUGGCAGUGGCUACAGUGUAGACAGGCUGUCUGUGCCUUAUGUUCCCCAACCUACAGAUGAAGAUAGGCUGUCCAGAAGAAAAAGCAUUGUUGACACAGUGUCAAUCCAAGUUGACCUCCUUGGUGUCAAUGUUCAGCAGGACAAGGCUAAGAUAGUUGAAGAAAUCACCUUUGAAACGCUAAAGAAAGCUAUCGAUAGCCAAAAUCUUGAAGAACAAGAAAGGGAGAAGCGCCGCCAAAUAAUUGAGAAGUUCCAGAAGGCACCAUUUGAGGAGAUUGCGGCUCAAUGUGAAUCCAAGUCAAACCUCCUCCAUGACAAGCUUGCAGAGAUAUUUGAAUUGACAAUAAGCAGGCCACCUCCAAGCCCAUCGGGAUCCAUGAGUGUAACAGCGGGCCAUGUUCAAUACCAUUCCAUCCCGGUCUAUGAAAUGAAGUUUCCAGACCUUUGUGUUUAUUAGUCGCUGCUUCUGUUUAAGAUACCUCAAGGAAACAUAACAAAGCAUACAUGUUUUCCAUUGAUUUAAUAUUUUUCAAAAUGGUGUUUGUCGAGUACUUUCACCGAAUCAAAAUAAAUUAGUUGAAGAGUCAAGUUAAUUUUUAGGGCUUGCUGAACUGGUGUUCAUUGUGAUGAGUUCUAGUCCUUCAAAUGUAUAAUGUCUAAACAUGCAAGAAUCCGGCAAAGGGUGUGUUUAAGAACUUAAUAUUUGCGUUGAAAAUUAUUGUUUCACCUGGCCAGAGGGGCAACAUAUGGGAGGAAUUGCCAACAUUCACAACUAUGAAAGUGUAGUUAUGACCACUAUAGUUAAAAUAGAUAAUACAGCAAAAGAAUGGAUUUUAUCAAUGAAUCUAUGAUACGUAAAUGUCUUUACACAAUUUGUCAUAUUUGUUAAUUAGAACUCCUUUUAAAUUUUGUUCUGCAGCUUUCCAAACAUAAAAAUGUAACACAUAUUUCUUGUUAAUUUUCAAUUGUAAUCUGUUCAUGCAUCUACAUUGAGCAUUGAAGUAUAUUGAUAUUACUAUUCAAAACUAUAUGUGAAAUUGGUUGAUUUUAUUCACUUUUGGUACAUAGAAUUCCAUCUAGAUUGUUGGUAUUUAGUAUUUGCACAACUAUUAUGUAAGUAUAAUCAAAUUGAUUAUAUAAAUGUGUACCAUAAUCUGGAGGACCUACCAUUAUUCUCCACCUCUCAAGUCUCUUCACAGUGCUAGACUAGAAUCAAACUCAACAGGGUCGUCUAUCCCCGCUGAUUCUGUUAACAGUGGGCUGUGCCCUUGGCUGUGUUUUCACUAUAUAAUAGAUAGGGACAGUGGCAAUUUUGUUCAUCCAUUCAUGCGCAUCCUUAAUUAAUUGACGAGGCAUUCUGCUAUUUAGUAAUGCAGCAGUAUGCCUCCCUUUCCGAGUAUUUCCAUUUUUCGUCUAAGUGAUCGAAAACUGCUGGGACGGUUAAAAAAAUACAAAGAAACAGAAUACACCAUUUAGAGAGUCACCCAUGAGAGCCUGGGCCAGAUCAUGCAAGUAAGAUUGUUAUACAUUAACGUUACUUGAUGCGUGUUAUUCAGGGAAUAGCCAGAUCAGCUAACUGCUUUAUUAUAACAAUAUUAAAACUGAGUGUGAGGAAGUAACAAAAGAAACUGAGAUAUUAACUAAGAGGUAAACAAAUCAAUUGUCCAUAAAAACGUCAGGGUGUUAAUGGUUCCAAUUAAAGCAUUCCUAAUCAUCUGGGUCACCUCUCAAACCUUCUGAUUCUCAGGGGAACUAUGACCCCCUUGCACCAACGAUGAAACCAAACAAGGCAACGGUGGCAACUGCAUGUUUCCUUGACUGUCUCCUCUGUUCACCUUCUCCAAGAAAGCUGUACCCAGCAAGCCUGAGUUAUCCUCAAACUAUACCAAGACAUCAUCAAGCACAGCACUUUACUAAGAUGGCAUUGGGGAUUCACGUAUUCGGAGCUGGCCAUUUUCCUCUAAUAGGUCGAGAACCUUAUUGUGAUGGACGAUCCUCGGGUUCUUAGCAAAAAACACUUCUACUUGAGAUGUGUCUGAGGGUCUCCCAAGUCGGCCGGCAUCUCAUACACAUGGAGGGAGUAUAAAUGGCCAGCAUGUUCCACGCAGGGUCAAUGUUGGAGCAUAACUUGAGGGAGGUAAUGAGCAGGGACUGAUUCAGGGAGGAAUACGCACUGUGGGUCAAUUUUAAAAUCGAAGACUUCUAUUACUUCUGGUGAUAUCCUGGCUAAAACUGUGCCUAACGGUGUCUUCAAAGAAGCUUACUGCCGUGAGACAGUUUCCUAAUCUUUAAAAUUUCCCUGUCCAGGUCAAUUCCGGCAAGCUCAAGUCAAUGCCUCCAUUUGGUCACUAGCACUCUUGAAAUCAGAGUAGUACUUCAUGAUGGGUAGUGGGAUUUGUGUCUCAAGCUUGGGGAUCCUACCCCUAGUGCAUAACAUGCCAUUAGUGGUAGAAGUAGACAGGUGUAGGAACUUUAGAAAAUGUCUACUAACACUAUCUAGCCUAACUAAACCAUUUUGGGAGGCCUCGUAUAAAACUAAGGUGAUAUUUUUUUUUAAAAAGGGGGGAAUAAAAUAGGUUUUUAAAAAGUUCAACCUUCUGUAAAGGAUGGAGCCCAGCUUGCAGAAGGUUGUUCCCACAUUCCUCCAGUUUGUUACUCGAGAUCCCUGGAGAGCAACCAACCCAGGAGUUUAUUCUGGUGCCCAGGUACUUCUCCCAAUCUCCAGGAUUAAUAAAACUAAUAUUCCGUUUGUUAAAAGACCAGUUAUCGACGGCAUUAAUAAAGGAACUUUUUUUGAUUUUGGAUGUCCUAUAAAAGUUGGCAGUUUUAUUGAGAUUAAUCUCGAGGCUCGUCCAACAGAGGUUGUCUUGGACCUUGAGGUUUAUUUUGACAUGUCCCUGUGAGAGCCACUCACAAGGACCAUGUCUUCAGCAAAUGCAGGUGGUGCAGUGUGUCCAGCACACCAAAAUAAAAUCCCAAGCCAGUCCAAUCCAAUGAAUAUAAACAAGUUAAAUACAAAUCAGAUAACUUUCCUAAGAAAUGCGAGAUAUCUAGGAUGAAAUAUCUCCGAAAUCAAUUGCAGAUAAUGCCCGUACAGAACAACAUUACUGCCAUCAAAAAGCAAUUCUUCCUAUUUGAAUUACACCUACAAAAUAGCACUAUAGUCAGUUUAUAUAUUUUAGCAAUUGACCCAUGAGUAAGAAAAACCCGAGGAUCCAAAACAUUUGAAUGUUUACUAUAGAGCAUUUUUUUCCAUCCUUCCACACACCAAUUCUCCACGUUGAAUUAAAACACUUCCCUUUUAGAGAAAAAAAAUCAAUUUGAGUCAUUGUGCCACUGAACAUUCACUUAAAAAUACUCUUUCUUCAAAAAAAAAGUAUAAAAUAGUACUAUACUACAGAGCUGGCUGGGCCAUGUGCAUUUACAUCAGAUUGUAUAUUCAUUCUGGCACUGUUAGACAAAAAGUCACUGCAGUUAUUUUACAUUAGAAUAUAUUAUAGAAAAUCUGCUUCUGAUGCAUAAACCUUUCAUGAAGUGCACAUUAUUAAUGGCCAAUUUUUUUGCAUCCCUUUGAAUUCUAUUAUGCCCCAAGUUUGAAAACCUAGAAUAUAAGCUGCAAAUCAAGCCUUAUAAAUAAUGAUACGGUAUACAUUACUCAAUGAGUAUUCUGUAUUAAUGUACAUUUGGCCAGUUUUUAUUAUUUUGAAACUUUUUUUUAGUUGAUUGUUUUGUAUUAAUCUGGAGGGCACAUGAGAAAUAUCUAUGCAUUGGACCAGUUUAAAGAAAUCUGAGAAGCUGAGGUUAAAAAUCUGUGGGCAAAAUUUUUUUUUAAAUAUUAUAUCAUUAAGAUGUGUAAAUGCAAAUAGAAAAGUGCAAAGAAUAUUAGUUUUUGGAGAUUCUGUGGAUCUUUCACCAAUCGGCCAAAUUUAAAGCAGAAACUCUGAGAUUGGCAGGAAUAUGCUGUUUUAUAACAGUAAUGAAAUGUAUUCCUUUUGCUAUUCCAGUCAAAUUAUACAACAAGCUUUGGUGCUUUACACAUGAUUAUGCUUUGUUUUGAAUAGCUUUGCUUACAAUGUACAAUUCAACGUGUAUUUGGAAGUAAUAGAUACGUUCCUACCUGUUUUUAAUCUAUAUGUAAUUAAACAAAUUGAUAGCUGUAUAAUGUGGGAAAAGGUUGCAUUAGACAAAUCUCUCCAUUUAUGAUGUUUAAUGAUUUAAAGCAAAUAAUGGCAAAUCCAAAACUUUCAAUGCUGGAAUCUGCGGUUUCCUAUGGACUUGAUUGUACUGUGAGCAAUAGAAUUUUUGUAUUGGUUCAAGUCACAUUUGCAUUCGGUGAAUGUUUUAAAUUGAUUGAGCACUUUUUAAAAACACCAUUAGUUCUAAAGAGCAGGUCUUUUUUAUGGUGUCUGUGCAAGACGUGUGAAUUUAUGCCAUAAGACCAGCGUAUGUUCUGUUUAUAAUGCUUCAUGGAAAAUAUUACUUCAAAUUUAGUCAGCUAUGUUGCAUGUGCUUAAACUAUGAUCAUGUGUGAUGUAUUAUGUAAUCCUAGUCAUGUAUCAUCUCUUCAGAAUAUUCUCUACACCUUGAAUGUAUUUGUAAAUGUCUAAAAUGUGGGUUUCUAUGUAUUAUUGAAGCUUUAUUCAUCUUCAGAAAUAUUAUAAACUUAAUGUGAAGGAUAAAAUAAACAGCUUUACUGCA